Messenger RNA from Culicoides brevitarsis, 2377 nucleotides. Its product is annotated as facilitated trehalose transporter Tret1-2 homolog. Gene Ontology annotation, cellular component: membrane. Gene Ontology annotation, biological process: transmembrane transport. The coding region runs from base 512 to 2176 and encodes 554 amino acids. NCBI's taxonomy places the organism in Eukaryota, Metazoa, Arthropoda, Insecta, Diptera, Ceratopogonidae. The transcript is spliced from 7 exons. The record is from RefSeq and is a predicted model, not a curated record. Gene Ontology annotation, molecular function: transmembrane transporter activity.
CUUAAUAAUAAUUUUCUUUCGUUCGUUCGAAACACAGAAAUUUUCCUUAUCGAAUUAUUUAUUGUUCAGUUCAGUGUUUCAUGCUUGCGAGAGUUGUCAUCGCGGUCGCUUGCUCGUCGUCGUCGUCAUCGUCUGUAAAUACAUGAAACGCAGGAAAAAUAAAAAAUAAUAGAAUGAAAAAUCAGGUUAUAUAACAGCAACGAAGGAUUACAGAUUGCAAAUUGCAGUGAAAAAUAAGAGACAGUGCUUUUUAUUGAUAAACAAAUGAUUAAUAUCUAAUUGAUGUGCAGCUUAAACAUUUAUUCUAAUUGAAAAAAAUGAAGAUUGAUUGUUUAUGACAGUAUUGUCGCAUUGAAUUAGUUGUUUGAAGCGAAAAAAAAAUAAUAAAAUUGAAACCGGGACUUUUUUUUUAUCAAAAACAGCUGUGAAAGUGCGGAAAAAAUGACAUUAGUAUUGGUCUAAUUAGUCAAAUCAACUUCACAUGUGCUGUGUCUAAAGCGAAAGUUCAUAAAUGCCAAAUCUCGAAUCGCACAGAGGAUUGAUAAGGGAAGACCUGAAUGAAAAGAGUGACGAUGCAUUCCGAGAAAUAAUCGUCAGCUGUAGGUCCUUGAGUAAAUAUGAGUCAAACACGUUUAAAAGUGCUCUGCCACAGGUCAUUUGUAGUAUCAUAGCAGCAUCAUUUCACAUUGUCAUCGGUAUUGCUCUCUCGUUUUCGGCAAUUUUCAUUCCGCAAGCCGAAAGUCCGGACAGCGACUUGCCCGUAACGCAAACACAGUCCUCAUGGGUCGCAUCCAUCAUCGUCCUUGUUGGACCUGUUGCUUCAAUAUCAGCUGGCUUUAUCAUGGAUGCCAUUGGUCGUCUCAAUACGAUAAAGUUAGCUGCAAUUCCUGCCAUUAUCGGAUGGAUAUUGAUUGCGGCAGCUAAUAAUGUGGCGAUGGUGCUGAUUGGAAGAGUGCUGACUGGAUUUGGGUGCAUAAUUGGAACAAGUCCUGCCGUUGUUUACAUUACCGAAGUCGCGAGACCCGACUUAAGAAGCUCUCUAAUCUCAAUGGGUCCAACAUUGGCCUCGUUAGGCAUGGUAAUUGGCUACACGAAGGGAGCUUUAUUGAACUGGCGUUACUUAAGUUGGAUCAGUAUCGCAUACUGUGUGGUUCCCGCAGUGCUAAUUCAAAUUUUUGUCGUCGAGUCACCGGUAUGGCUUGUUGGAAAAGGACGAAUGGAAGACGCAGCACGUGGUUUGAAACAUUUGUACAAGAAUUAUCCGCAACCGGAUCACACGAAUGAAUCUCUUGCUGAUAUGCACUUGAACGCGUUGAUACGCGAAAAGGAAGCAAAGCGUCAGGAACGAAUGCGACGGAAUUCCAAGUCCGACGACGAAAAUGACAUGAAAACUCGUCCCAAGUGGACUGGACUACUCAAACCCACAGGAUACAAACCACUUCUCAUCUUGAGUGGAUUAUUUAUUUUGCAACAAUUUAGUGGCAUCUAUAUUACUUUGUUCUAUGCAGUAACAUUUUUUCAGGAAAUUGGAACGGAUAUUGAUGCAUACACGUGCAGUAUCCUGUUUGGCGUUACGCGUUUAAUAAUGUCAGUUUCGAAUGCCUGGUUAUUGAAUAAGUACAAAAGACGUGCUUUAUUGAUGGUGUCUUCAAUUGGAAUGGCAAUUUGCAUGGCAUUUUCUGGUUUAGCGACGUACAUGAUAAAAACUGGACAUGACACUCCAAGCUGGAUUCCUGUGAUAUUUUUACUCUUAUAUGUCUGCACGUCCAUGAUUGGUCUUUUAACGAUCCCCUGGACCAUGACAGCCGAACUGUUUCCGAAUGAAAUUCGUGGUAUCGCACACUCCAUUUCGUACUCUCUUUCAAAUAUUUUUAUGUUUGCCGCUGUUCAAACAUAUCGUCCCUUUCAAGCUUUCCUCGGUAGUCCGCAAGCCUUGCAAUGGUUCUUCGCUGCAGUCUCGGUCGUUGCCUUCUUCUACGCCUUAUUUAUCAUCCCCGAAACUCACGGAAAGAAGUUGCAAGAAAUUGAAGCGUACUUUACCAAGCCCGCAAAAUCAGGCAGCAGCACAAAACGCGCACCGGAACCCAAAAAGGAGAAUCUUAUCAUGCAACCACGAUUAAAUACCAUUAGUGAAACGGAAGUCAUGCUGAAAGAUGACAUCAACAACAAAACUUGAAUGAACAAAAGGUGCCAGAAGUGCCUGAAAGACAAAAUAAUUUUCGUAUUAAUUAGUACCAGUAUUGAUUAUUAUGUAUUAUCAUAUGAAUAGUUAAGGAAAUAUUUUUAGCACGAAAAUUUUCCACUAAUUUAAAUGAAACACGAGACGAGCUACCGAUUUGAAUGUAAGAAAAUGCGUGAAAUAAAUUAUUUUUCUGUG